AAGACGAAGACGAAAAGUUAUCUGAAGGGAUACUAAAGCGAAACACAGAUGAACUAAUCAUAAAGCGGACUAAUUCAUUGGAAUAUGAGGCUUCCAGUACAAAGGUCAAGCCUGGAUUUUAGCAAUCCCGCACCAAUAAAUUGAAUUAAGUAUUACUUUUGUUUUGGUUGUUCUUUACAGAUGGCGCUUAAAGAUAUCUGGGGAGCGUUUAAAAAGGAUUUUUCUGAAAUUACUUUGGGAUUGGCAGAUAAGUUUGAUGAAGCAAUUCAAAUUGAAGAGAAACUUCCAGAAACCGUAGCGCAUCAAUAUGACCAAACAGGCGACCAUUUUAACGAAAUCGAAUAUCAUAAAGAAGCCCUAGCAAUAGCGGAAAGACAUGGCAACAAUGAUGAAAAAAGAGAAGCUUAUCUCAAAUUAGGAGAAUUGUACUAUCAAAAUGGAAAAUACCGACUUUCGAUGGAACACCUCAUAGAGUUUUUAAGAUUUGGUUGUCACGAUCCAGCUGAAAAAGCUUUAGCAAUGAAUUAUUUAGGACUUUGCUAUUCUUCUAUUGAUCAAUAUAAGAAAGCCAUUCCAUACUAUGAAGAGUGCUUGGAGCUUUUUCAACACUUGGGUGACAUUGAGAAAGUCGCAGAAACCAACGCUAAUUUAGGAAUUGCGUACUCGAAAGAAAAAAUAUAUGACAAGGCUAUAAAGAGUUUAAACACAACCAUUGGAAUUUCAGAUGGAAAAUUUCAAGAUGUCGAACAAGCUGUAAAUUACCAGCUUGGUUGUGUAUACCAAAAUAUGAAUGAACACGAGACGGCCGUUACUUUUUAUCUGCGUUCUCUUCAGUUGGCUAAAGAAUUAAAGGACAAUACGAAAAUUGCGAGCGCAUACUGCGCAUUGGGGGAGAUUGAUUUUAUCCGAUGCCUGUACCAACCUGCAAUAAAAAAUUACGAAAAAUGCUUAAAGAAUGCCAAAAAAGCUGGGGAUGGGGCACUGAUCGCAUUAGCGUACGAAAAUUUGGGAGGUUCUUACUCGAAUGAUGGCCAGCCGAAAAAAGCUAUUGAAAGUUUCAAGCAAUGUAUGAUUAUUGCUAAUGAACAAACUGAACUAGCUGAUUUGCAUUUAAAAUUGGGCAAGGCUUACACGUCAAGCAACGAAUACGAAACGGCCAUCGAUCACUUUCGCAAGAGUUUGGAGUUGGUUAACGACAAGAACACUGAAGGUGAAAUAUAUGAGUGUUUAGGAGUCAUUUAUCACAAUGACUAUCAAUAUCAAGCGGCGGAAAAGCAUUACAAAGACGCACUACAAAUUGCAAACGACCAGCAAAAUAGAGAAUUGCAAGCCCGCGUGGAUAUUAAAUUGGGAAAUCUAUUCUUAGUUCAGGAGAACCCCACAGAAGCUUUUCCGUAUUUCUACGAAGCAGUGGAAAUUGCUCAAAAUGUAGAAAAUAAAGAAAGCCUUGCAGAUGCUUAUAGAGGGUGGGGAAACGCGUUUCACAGUGAUUCCAGUUUCCAAGAAGCCAUAGAUAAACACACAAAGAGUUUGGAACUCGCAAAACAUGACAGAAAACGAGAACAAGACGCACACGAGUGUUUAGGAGAUGAUUUCUUUGCCUUACAGAAUUGGUCUGAGGCCAACAAGUGCUACAGUAGUUCCUGCUCGAUUGCAAAAGAGGACCUAGACAUGGAAACAGUCUAUCGAUUGAAAAAAAAAUUGGGUGAAAUUUGCGAGAUAAACAAUGAUUACGACAAAGCACUAGUUUACUAUAAAAGCUGUUUAGAUCUUGCUGAAAAUGACGAACAAAAGAAUACAGAAGUGCGCAUAGCGAUGUAUCAGGUGCGAAAAAUCAUUGGAGAUAAUUGUCAGGAAAACGACGAUUACGCCAAUGCUAUUAUUCAUCAUAAAAUCUGUUUAGAAAUUGCUCAGGAAUUGGAAGACAAAUCACGAAUAGCGGAAUCGUACAGAGUCAUUGCUUCCUCCUACGCCAACAUUAAUCAACCACAAAGGUCUCUGGAAUUCUAUGACCAAUAUCUUGAGAAGUUAGCUGAUUCAGAGACAAACAUCUCAGAACUUACUGCUUUUUUACUUCCUGUUUUUCUCGAAGUAGGAGAAUUAUGUGCAAAAUAUAACGACCCACAAAAAGUUAUUUCCUUCUAUCAGAAAUGCUUUGAUCUUGGUGGCAAUAUGUUUAAGAGAAAAGCGCUUGGGUUGUUGGCAGAUGCAUAUUACGACAAACACGAUUAUGAAGAAGCUCUAGUACAUUAUCGGGAACAUCUCAAUCAUGCCGGACCAGAUGAACAACACCAAAUAUAUUAUAAGCUCGGAAAAACAGCCUUUUUCCUAAAUAACCUCAAUGAGGCAUUUAUAAAUUAUUUCAAAGCACUGGAGCUUGCUCAAGAUCUGGCAGAUCCAGAUAUGGAAAUUGAAGCAAGCAUUUGCGAGGCACUAGGAGAUGCGUAUUUUUCCAAAUCUGAUUACAAGAAUGCGAUCGAAUACCAUUUGAAGCAUGUCGAAUUUGCCAAUUUUCUGGAAAAAGACAUACGAAAGCAGAGGGCUUUUCAAAGCUUAGCUAACGCGUAUAGUGCUAAUGGAGAAUGGGUAAUGGCUAUAGAGAACUACUGGCAUUCCCGUGUUGUCGCAAACGAUGAAGCAGCAUUACAGAAAUGCGAGGCAUUUAUCGAAGCUAAUGCUCGAGCGCUAAAGAAUUCCUGCGAUAAAUACACACUCAAUGGCGACUACGACAAAGCUCUUGAGAUGCAAACAAAAUAUCUGGAAGUUGCCACAAAGAUUGGCGACAGCGCUCAAGAAGGAAGCGCCAACUGCAACAUAGCGGAAGUACAUAUGGCCAACGGUCAAUAUAUGGAAGCGGUAAGGUUUAGUCGUAGUGCGUUGCAAAUUGCUGAGAACGACGCCAGAAGAGCGAAAGCAAACGGUAUUCUGGGCUGUGCUCACUCGGCACUUGGUAAAUACAUAGAGUCAGAGCGUUUCCACCGCACGGAAAUCGGUAUUGUUGAAGCAUCAGGUGAAAAAUCAGGGAUUGCUCGUGCAAACGGAAACGUCGGAGUGGCUCUGCUUGGUAAAGGUGAUCCCGAAAAAGCUGUUGUUUUCUUUAGAAUCGAAUUGAAGCUUGCGGAAGACAUCCAUGAUAAAAUGGAAGAAAGCCGAGCGAAUGAAAAUCUCGGCAGUUAUCACGCAGAUAUUGGCAACUGUAAGGAAGCAAUUGAAUAUUACCAAAAAUUCUUGUCGAUUGCUGAAGAGAUUGGCGAUAAGGCAGGAAUUGGCCGAGCAAAAGGAGCUAUAGGAAUGAUGUUGACCGAAAUGGGACACUAUCAAAAUGCAAUAAAAUAUCAUGAAGAGGAAAAAAUGAUUGCACAGGAGCUUAGAAACGAAGUACGAAGAGGUCGGGCGCUUGGAAAUCUUGGUAAAGCAAGCACAAGUCUGUGUGACUACGAAAAUGCCAUUGCCUUCCAAAAGCAGAGUUUGAAGAUUGCUGAAGAUAACCAUGUCCAAGGUGAUGAAAGACGUGCUUAUGAAAAUUUAGGAAAUGCUCACCUUGCAAGUGGUCAGUACAGGAAAGCCCUUGAAUGCCAAGAUAAAGCAUUGAGACUUUCUCAACAGCUUGGUCACAAAGCAGCCGAAGGACGAAUUCACCAAAAUAUGGCAAAGUCGUAUCACUUAAGUGGUCAGAUUGGAAAGGCUAUUGAUUUAUGCAAGAAAGCUUUGGCUAUUGCCAAAGAGGUUGGCGACAGAGCCGGACAGGGAAGGGCUUUAGGAACAAUGGGGAGAGGAUUGGUGGAGUUCGGGCAGAAUAAGCAAGAGGCAAGUUUUAAUUGUCGUGAAUACUUGAGGAUUUCGAAAGACCUUUCGAACAAGGCUGACGAAGAAAAUGCCCUGGCAAACAUGGCUGCUGUGUUAAUUGAGAUAGGACAAUACGGCAAGGCUCUUCAAUGUUGUCAUGGGUCAUUGGAUAUCGCAAAAAGUCUUCAGGACGAAGGCAGGGAGGGGAGAGCCUACGGAAAUUUGGGUAAAUUCUAUAUGGCAGUUGGCCAAUAUGAAGAAGCUAUUAAAAACCACCAGGACCAUUUAAGAAUUGCUAGGAAAUUGGGCGACAAGGCAGAAAUAGGAAAGGCUAAUGGAGAUCUUGGGGAUGCCUACAACAAAAAUGGUCAGCAUGAACAGGCAAUGAAAUGUCAUAGUGAAGACAAAGACAUUGCCAAAGAGCUUGGCAACCAAGCACGAGUUGGGCGGGCGCAAGGAAACAUGGGAAAUACGUACGCCCUCAUGGAACAAUUUGAGAGAGCGUAUCGCUGUUAUCUUGAGCGUCUGAAUAUUGCUGAGAAGCUGAAUGACAAAUCAUCAUUGGCAAGGGCUUUGCUUGGUUUAGGGGAGUACCAUAUGAACCAUGACCAUUUCAAUGAAGCGAUUGAAAAACUGAAUCGACUGCUUGACAUUUCGUUGCCUAACGAUCUAGACAGCCUAGAAUUAACAGCAAUUGCACAGGAAAUGCUGGGGCAAUGUUAUAGACACUCCUGUAUUCCCAAGGCAUGUUCCUUCUUCGCUAAAUCAAUAAUAAAUUUCAAGAGGAACCGCAAUUCCUUAGGUGAUAUGGAUCAAUUCAAUAUUUCCCUGUCCAAUAGAAAUGCCCACGUUCAUAAAUUGCUUUUCGAAAGUAUGCUCAAUUUACAGAACAAAAUUACAGCCCUUGUUGUGUCAGAUUGUGGUAAAGCACAAGCUCUUUGUGAUUUAACAUGGAAGAUGAGUAAUCAUAGUAUUGUUUUUCCGUUUAUUUCCUUUGAUCCAAUGGAGACCAUUGCUAAAGAUCCAUCCUCUAGCAACUUGGAAACUUUGCUCAACGAUUCAUUGUUCAACGUGCUCCAUUCUCGUCAAGCUGAUUCAAUCAUUUCGUACGCAUUUGGAGAAGAUGAAGAACUGCAUUCGUGGGUGAUUUCUCAAGGCGUAUCUCACAAGCGAUUAAAAAUAGAUCACAAAAUGUCGAUGAAAGAUUUUUCAAACCGCCACAUUUCUCUUCUUAAAGAACACCUUGGCUUGCGAAAUGCGAAGAAAGAUACCUCGCAGGAGGACGACAGGGCUGCAUACGCCGCAAUCGAGAUGACGGAAUGCAAUCCUGUAUUCUCGAUGACUGACGAAAUUUUAAGUGGAGGAAAAGAUUAUCCUAAAAAGUCAGCCAAUGGUAAUUCUUUCCAGAAAAACGAUCCUGGCAACAACCAAUCCCCACUGAAACCUAAUAUUUUGCCACCGAAUGCACCUUAUAAAGUUGAUCUGCAAGACCUCUACGCUGCAUUAAUCCAACCUAUUGAGGAACACCUGCACGGUUCAAAACUGCUCAUCGUUCCCGAAGGCCCGUUGUUUACGCUCCCAUUUGCUGCCCUUCUGGACUCCAGUGGGAACUAUCUGUGCGACAAGUACAGCUUACAGUUCAUUCCUUCCUUGAACUUUCUAGAUUUCUGUUUAUCACGACAAUCUGCUGCGCUUGGACACGCUUUAUUCGUGGGGAAUCCAAAGAUAAGAAUAGCGGAAGUUGAAGGGCAAACUGUUAAGUUAGAGGAGUUACCAAACGCCGAGCAAGAAGUCAUCGAGUGCGGUAAAUAUUUCAGGGCACAACCGUUGGUGCAACGCAUGGCCACUAAGGAGAAUGUUUUGAAGCAAAUGGCAAACGCAAGUGUUGUCCACAUAGCAGCGCAUGGCUAUUUCAAACGCGCAGAGAUAUUUCUAGCCCCUAAUGAAAGGUCACCACACCAUCCUUCAUCGUAUCUGUUAACUGCUGAAGAUAUCCAACGUUGUUUCUUGAAUGCCCGUCUUGUUGUCCUAAGUUGUUGCGAUAGUGGCCGAGGCGAAAUAUCUUCGGAGGGAGUCGUCGGCAUCGCACGUUCGUUUCUCGGAUCUGGAGCACGUGCUGUUGUCGUGGCACUUUGGCAAAUUAAUGACCUGUCUACGAUGGAAUUCAUGAUCGAGUUUUACUGUCAAAUACUCAUGGGUUUUUCGGUUUGUGGCGCGCUACAGCGGACGAUGGUUGCGCUAAAGAUAAAAUACAGCUCACCAAGUGCAUGGGCGGCGUUUCAAGUUGUAGGUGAAGAUAUCACGUUCAGCCGUGAGGAAAUUGAAGAAAUUCGCCAGCUAUCUGCCUUACGAUAAGGUAAUGGAAAAAGAAAUCAUGACUUUGGACAAAUUGUAUUCAAAGAAUGAAAAGUUUGUUUAAUACUGGGGAAAAUACUGGGAAAUGUUAAAUACCAAUAGAAAAUUGCUUACAUUUAAUACCUAAUUUUACAAUUUUUUACUACUUCGUGAGGUAGAUUACCUGUGGAUAAGGUGCGAAUCUAGAGGGUGUUUAUUGGGUUUCCCAGGAAGAAAGCCAGCCAGUUAUA
Molecule: messenger RNA, 6371 nt
Organism: Dendronephthya gigantea
Lineage: Eukaryota; Metazoa; Cnidaria; Anthozoa; Malacalcyonacea; Nephtheidae
Product: tetratricopeptide repeat protein 28-like
Exons: 4
Coding region: 181-6141 (1986 amino acids)
Molecular function (GO): protein binding
Source: RefSeq, a predicted model, not a curated record